Messenger RNA from Drosophila bipectinata, 774 nucleotides. The record is from RefSeq and is a predicted model, not a curated record. NCBI's taxonomy places the organism in Eukaryota, Metazoa, Arthropoda, Insecta, Diptera, Drosophilidae.
CCACCAUGUUGCUAUAUUCUAUUCUACUGGUGCAAGUCCUUCUGGCCAUAUGCCACAGCACCCUGGCCGAAAAAAUGAUGCGACCCAAGUUCAAGGACAUAAAGAUCUGGAGCGAGGAGAAGAUGCUCAGCCAUAAGGUAGUGUAUGACAACAGCGACCCGCACUUGAACUUCUCUAUGGAGGUGCACCAGGAGUUGCACGAUGUGGAUAUUCAUCUGGAGGUGCGCAUCGCCAACAAGCAGGACUCGAUGUAUUCCACCACUCUGAACACGACUCUGAAUGUUUGCCGCAUCCUGGGCUUCGCCAAUCAAUCACCUGUUGGGCGCUUCGUGCACGGCUUUAUCCGCGAGUAUGGCAACAUAAUCGAUAACUGCCCCAUCGCCAAGGGCCGGUUCCAUUGGCACCGUAUUCACUUACAUCGUAAAUUACAGGGAUCUUACUUCAUCAACAAGUUCUGGUGGCCUGAGGACCCGACCACCGCCAUCCUGCCUGAGCUCGAGUUCGAGAUUAUCUGGCAGGCCUUCCACAUAGACGCCAGCAAGAAGCGCACCAUGGUCAUGAAUGACCACUUCGGAGGGGAAUUCGUCGUCCAGGACGUGAACAACCUCAAGCCGGGCAUUUUUGCCAUGCUUCCCAAGGUGGCAUAGGUUGGCCGGGCCACUCGCCUUGCCCAAGAUGAGCAUUCCAGCUCAGUCGCGUGUCUCAAUGGUGUUAAAUGAAUGUAUUUUGUAGCACUUUAAUGUUAUCCAGAGCAGGCAAACAAAUCUGUCUCAA